Paramuricea clavata is the source of this 3028-nucleotide messenger RNA. The record is from the annotation of a GenBank genome assembly. Lineage: Eukaryota; Metazoa; Cnidaria; Anthozoa; Malacalcyonacea; Plexauridae.
AUGGCUUUGGAAAGGACGGGCCAUCGUACUUUGGAAAGCUUGCGAGAAUACCAGACACUGGAUGUAAACGAUACGAAACGUGUGUCCGAUGUUCUAAGUUAGUGUGUUAACAAUUCUGAGGUUUGUGAGAAACAGGAAACGCGUGUGUCCACUAAUAAUAGUUUUGAAGAGAAGAGUUCUGAAAUAAUGUUUGCUGAGUGUGAUGUAAGCGACAUUGUACUGACUCAGGCUAUGGAGUGUUACGAGAGAAAUUAGAAGGUCAAGCACAUGCAAAGUUCUUCAAGCAUUAACUUUGAUUUGAAUGAGUUUAUUUCCAAUUGUAAUAUCGGUAGUUUAAACGUGUAUAUUAAACAAUAAUGUAAGAUUAUUUGAGGUGUUUGAAUUAAAAGUUGUUGUGGUUUUGAACGCGUGUGUAUGUUGUUUUGACCUUAUAUGUAGAUCACAUUUGCAUGCCAGGUGAGAAAAAGCUAAUACUACCUCCUAUGAUGUCAUUGAAGGUUGUAUUAGUUCUAAUACGACCGCUAGAUUGUAUAAAGUAAUCGAAAUGAAGUAAUUUAGUUAUUAAAUUAACCUGAAAAGACAAAAGAAAUUGAGACAACUGUGAUAUUAUGUGUUUAAUAGACUUAUUAGGUGAUGCCAUGGUAACGUUUAUGGGUAAACAUCAGGCGUGUCUGCUCCAGGUUAGGUCUAAUAAAUGUAUAAAAUUUAUACACUUGAAAUUUUCUAUCUACAAAACCUUCAACAUUAUUUCAAUCGUAACAUACCAAAUAUUUUACAUGAUUCGGGCAACUCGAAUAUGGAACCGAUCUCGUUGUCGUUGAUUAACUUAAUUUGAAUGCGGAUAGUCUUUCGUCAUUUAAGUCGGCAAUGUUUAAGUACUAUAUGCCCUCUUUGUACUCGUGUUACAAUGUUGAGGAUCCUCGUAGUUAUAAAACUAUAUGUCCUAAGUGUUAUUCUGUUUGCACUGUCAAAACAUUGUUAUUGUGCUGUAUGUAUAGGAACUGUUGGUACUGUAUGUUCUUCGUUGUUCAAUAUAUACAUAUGUGUAUUGUUGUAAUUUAUUUAUUCGGGCCCGCAGUAAUUGACAAUUCAGACGCUGUUGCGGAUUCCCUGCCACUGUGUAAUAUGCACAAAGCGAAUUAAAUAAAUAAACUAAUCAGGUGAAAUGCCCCAAAACUCCUGAUAUAUUACGCAAUUGCAACCGUAUAUGCACGACGCUUUUUGCAUAAAAGCUAUUUAUUUGAUAAAUUGCAUUUAUAAAUUAUUCUGCAAAGUACAUCUUGCUUCAAAGUAAGUAAGUGCAAUAAGGCCAUCUUAUGUACAUGCAACAGUAGUGUUCAGUUGAUAAAGUUGAUACACAAAGAUAUCUGUACAUGUGGCCUUUAUUUGACCCGAUUUGAUAGGCUGUGUUUCAUUAUUUAUGAAUCUGAUGAUAGCUCAAAAUCGCAAGUAAGAAUGAGGAGUGCGACUACAUGUCGAAUAAGAUUCGUCAAAAUGCACGAUGAUAUAUAGUAUACCAUGAAAUUAUUGGGAAGGCCAAUAAACUCGUGGAAAAAACUCCUCACGUGGCUUUUCGUUCAAACAUCGUUUUGCUAUACACAUACAAUAUUGCUAUAGAAAAACCCGUUUUCUCAAGACAUAAAGAUUCCAGAUUCAUGCAGGAAUCCAAAUGCAAGGUUUAUGCUCGUUAUUGGUUGACAAUCUAAAUUUUUUCCAGAAGAAAUAGAAGAAACAGAGUCAGAAGAGUCAGAAAAGGAAGAAGAGACAGAGAGAGAAGAGACGAAAGAGACAACAGAUCUAACGAAAGAAUAUCUGGCUGAUGCAAGGGCAUAUAUUAACAAAAAUGGUGUCUCUGGCAUUGGAGAGUUUCUUAAAAAGAAACUUAAUGAAUGGAAAAACGUUAAAAUAAGAUUUGGUAUAACAGGCGAUAGUGGCACAGGAAAAUCAACCUUUAUCAAUGCAAUAAGAGGGUAAUAUUUUAAUGCUUUACCUUUCCAAAAAAAUUGGACUGUACCUUAGUUUUCAUCCAUACCCAUAUAUUAGCUUUUACUAAAAAGAAUAGAAAUAGAAAAGAAAGAAAGUCAGAACGAAAUAGUAUAACGGCUGACAUUUGCAAAAUAUUGGCGGGCUGAGUUAAGUAAUAAUGAUGGGCUGAGUUAAGUUUCUAGAACAUUACCACCCUUAUGUUGCAACUCAUAUUUUUGCAUUCACAUUCAUGCGAAUUUACUUAUAAUUUAUAGCCUACCAGUGUUACUAUGGUUGUAAAAUUACUGUUACAGAAUUUUUGCACAAUUAUUCAGUUAUAUCAUUCAAGGGCUUGAUUGUCCUAUGGGAGCAUGAUUGUCCCCUUGUGUGCUCUACUAAGACGAAAGGAAGCAAGAAUGAAAGGAAGGAAGAAGAUGGGUAUAGAUAAAGGCAAGAUAAAUAACUUGAUAAAUAAUUUUACGCAUAGUUUUCUUGUGUAGACUUAAAGAUAACGAAAAACAUGCAGCAAAAGUAGACGUUAUUGAAGCAACGAGAGAGCCAGCAGAAUACACAUAUCCUGACAACCCAAUGAUUACUCUCGUCGACCUACCCGGUAUCGGUACGCCAAACUAUCCUGAUCUUCGAACCUACUGUGCAAAGGUUCCCUUAGAGAAGUACGACACCUUCCUCAUUUUCACUGCUACUCGCUUUACACAAAACGACUUGGUAUUGGCAAAGAAAGUGAAAGACAUUGGCAAGUCGUUUUUUCUUAUUCGUACAAAGAUUGAUAACGACCUCCGGCCUUUACCAGGAAAAACCACUAUUGACGAAGACACAACAUUGUCAAGAAUCAGAAACAAAUGCAAGGAUCAGGUGAAAGGCUUGAUGUCCAGUGAGAAAGAAAUUUUCCUCAUUGGCAAUUAUGAAAAGGAAAAAUGGGACUUCGAUCGUCUGGUUAAAGCAAUCGGCAAAGCAUUGCCCGUUCUUCAGAGAGAGGUUUUAAUACUGUCUGUAUCAAAUUUAACGCGUGGGUGUUUAAAUAGAAAGGCAAUGUUUCUUAAAG